CUCGCGGUUAGUUUCCCGGAUAAUAUAGCCGAAAACAGUAGGUCUGUUUGAGUGAGGAGAGUCGGACGUAGUUUUGCAUUUAGUGGAAUUAAAGCCAUCAGCCAUUGUGAGCACCACCUUGAGAUGCUAUCUAAAUCUGUCUGAAGAAUAGGGUGAUGACUCUGAUUACUUAUUUCACGGUGUAGAGCGCCUUUAUCUGAUGAAGCGGAUUCGGCCGAGGCGGGCACUGAACCAAGUUGUGCUAUUUGAUACGUCUUCAUAAACGGUCCAAAAUGGAAUAUUACGAUUUUUUUUACCCUCUCGCCCGGUGACUGUACCUUGGUGCAGUUCGCUAACCGCUUUGCUUUCGCCAUGCAGAUGGUCGCCUAUCACAUCUACAACCUGCUGCUGCCUGUUCUGGCAUGCGCAUCCUCGAGUGCGUCGUCAGUGCAGGCUUCCCCUUGUCACGAAGACGGAGCGGCCACGUGCAAUCCUUUGCCUGGUUCCCACAUAUCGCCAUCUCCAUCUGCCUCACCGUUUGAAUGCCACCUACCGGUCCUGGAGCGAACUUGGAAAGAUUCAUCGCCAUCGACAGCCCUACCAGCUAUAAAGCAACAACCACCGUCGACGCAGCUCUGUGGGCCCGGUGACUGUACCUUGGUGCAGUUCGCUAACCGCUUUGCUUUCGCCGUGCAGGUUAGUCAAACAUAUGCACUUUUUGCUAAAAAAUCAAGCAAUUAUCUUCUGGUACAGCUCCCGAGCCCACGGUGCUGCGUCGCGAUUGCCACUGAGUGCAUUCAUGUCAUCCGUCUGCUACUAAUCAUAUCUGGUGACGUCGAGACUAACCCUGGUCCUGCCAGCCUUGACACUGUACUGGCCGAAUUGCAGAAACUAACCGCAGGCCAAACAACACUUGUGCAGGAGCUAAAGAGCCUGAAACUGCAGCUGACCACCACAGACAAAACAAUCAGUGACCUGAAUAAGCGCAUGACCGACUUAGAGGCCCAUUAUCAGGCUCUCAUGCCUCUACGCCAAGACAUAAAAAUACUGCAGACAACAUCAACUGAAACAACUCGCCUAGUCACAGCGUUAGAGGCCCGUUUCGACGACGCCGAAAACCGAUCUCGCCGCAAUAACCUGAUCUUCCACGGAAUUACUGACCCCACUACAAAUGAAACAUUUACUAAGUCUGAAGAAUUAAUAAUCCAGAUCUGCCGUGAUCACUUACAAACCGACAUCAACCCCACAGAUAUAGAACGGGCACAUCGCUUAGGAAAACACACCAAAGAUCGAAAUCGUCCUAUAAUAGUAAAAUUCGCACAUUGGAAAACGAAAGACGCCCUUCUGUCAAAAGGCCGAAUGCUGAAAGGAACUAAUUAUAGUGUAGGUGAAGAUUUCUCUCGCCUGACUCAGAAAGCAAGGAAGGCCCUUUUGCAUUUCGCCAAAUCUAAAUCACUUGCAUACUCUCUACGCUAUAAAACUUUAUACAUUGGUCCUAAACGAUAUGUUUUUGAUGAAUCAUCUAACUCUGCAAAAAAGAAAUUCUGUAGCAAUCAUCCCGUCCUCUACAAAAAAAGAAUCAACCAGAACUUGCACCUAGAAAACAUCUUUCGUUUUCCGCAGUAUUUACUAACGCACGUAGUUAUCUCCCGAAGCGCGAGCUUAUAUCUAACAUCGUAUCAUCAACAGGCAGCAACUUGCUCAUUCUAACAGAAACCUGGCUACACAAUGACGUCACUGAUACCGAAGUUUUGGCCGAGCUACCCGACUUCCAGGUUUAUCGAACUGACCGCGUAGGCACAAGGGGCGGUGGCGUUCUUGUAGCAGUUCACCGGCAACUUUUGUGUUCAUUUAUUAACAUUGCAUCAAAACUCGAAAUACUAUGGCUACUAUAUCGCACAUCACCACUUACAGUGCUGCUGGGGGUUUGCUACAGGCCUCCACAUGCCACUCCUGAAUUCUGUGGGGAGCUCAAUAACAAUUUAAUACAACUAACGAACAUCUACCCUAAUGCCUCCAUCUUACUUUUCGGGGACUUUAAUUUCCCAAACAUAGACUGGAGCAACUUAACAUAUUCUUCAAUAGUAGGUCCCCCAGAGACAAGGAAUUUCAUUGACAUUUGUUUGAACUUUAACCUCACACAAUUAGUUUUGGAGCCAACGCGUGUCACACCAGAAUCCGCAACCAUUCUGGACCUCAUCCUGACUAAUGAUCCCAGUACCCUCUCAUCAAUUACACACCUUCGAGGAAUUAGUGACCAUAAAGUCAUUCAUGCUACUUUCUCUUUUCCUGUAACACCAAAUAAGACACAUAAGAAAACUAUAAGGCUUUACGAAAAGGGUGACUAUGACGCAAUUAACCGCGAACUUGAGACCUUCUUCCCCGCGUUUGAAGCCGCAUAUCGCAAUCGGUCAAUAUUCCAUAACUGGUCGAUGUUUAAGGAUAAGCUAACAGAUUUGGCUAACAAAUAUAUUCCUAAAGUUCACAUUCGCCCCAAUAAUCAAAAACCUUGGUUUACUGACGCCUUAAAAAAC
Molecule: messenger RNA, 2513 nt
Organism: Dermacentor albipictus
Lineage: Eukaryota; Metazoa; Arthropoda; Arachnida; Ixodida; Ixodidae
Source: RefSeq, a predicted model, not a curated record